CAUUGAUGGGCACUAGUGAGGCUGCAUUGUUGGGCACUGGUGAGGCUGCAUUGAUGGGCACUGAUCAGACUGCAUUGAUGGGCACUGGUGAGGCUGCAUUGAUGGGCACGGGUGAGGCUGCAUUGAUGGGCACUGAUCAGCCUGCAUUGAUGGAGAAUGGUGAGGCUGCAUUGAUGGGCACUGGUGAGGCUGCAUUGAUGGGCGCUGAUCAGACUGCAUUGAUGCGCACUGUGUCCAAUCAUAGCUGAUCACAUGUAAACAGGGAAAUGCCGGUUAUCAGCAUUUCUCUCCUCUCGAGCUGUCACGCUGACAGCUCGAGAGGAGAGGAGAGCCGGUAAUCGGCUUUCCGAGGAGGGGACAUGUACACAGAUCAUCAGGGCACUGAUGAUCAGUGUGC
Messenger RNA from Staurois parvus, 397 nucleotides. Lineage: Eukaryota; Metazoa; Chordata; Amphibia; Anura; Ranidae. The record is from the annotation of a GenBank genome assembly.